AUGGAGAAGUUCUGGAAAAUUGAAGAGUGUCAUGACGACCAUCUCAUGACCGAGGAGGAACAAGCAUGUGAAAGGGAUUUCGUAAAAAAUACGCAAUUUUUAGACCAUGGACGCUGUCAAGUACACCUGCCAUUUAAACGAAAUCCUAACGAACUAGGAGAAUCAUAUUCAAUGGCACUUCGGCGACUUCAUGCAAUAGAAAAGAAAUUUUCCAGGAAUCCUUCGUUGCGAAAUCACACUCAGGUUCUACAGGAAUACGAGUCCAUGGGUCACAUGAUAGAAAUUAGCAAUCAUAAUGAUUCAUUCAACCAGGUCCAUUAUCUCCCGCAUCACGCUGUCUGCAAGCAGUCUAGCACUACUAUCAAAUUAAGAGUAGUGUUUGAUGCCAGCUGCAAGACUUCAACAGCGCUCUCGUUGAAUGACAUUUUGAGAGUAGGUCCUACUAUUCAAUCAAACCUAUUUGCAAUACUCAUACGAUUUAGACAACAUCAAUACGUAAUUGCGGCUGACAUUCGACAAAUGUAUCGUCAGGUGAAAGUUGUGGAAGAGCACCAAGAUCUACAACAAAUAAUAUGGCGAGAAGAUCCAGCAGAACUUGUUAAGAUUUUUAAGUUGAGAAUCGUGACGUAUGGCCUCGCGGCUUCUUCAUUUCUGGCGAUCAGGUGUCUACAUCAUAUUGCACUUGAUAAGAAAGACGAAUUUCCUGAAGCUAGUCAAAUUAUCAGGCGAGACUUCUACGUCGACGACUUGUUGACGGGUGCCGAUACAGUGGAACAUGAAAACGAACAGGGCGGCAAGCAACUCAUACCACAAACUGAUGAACAAGUAAAAACAUUGGGCAUAGUGUGGAAUCCCCGAACUGACCAUUUACAUUACGACUCGGAAUGGACCGUGGAUUCUGACAGGGUUACAAAGCGCGGGAUUCUGUUGGUCAUCUCUCGGAUAUUCGAUCACUUGGGUCUAGCGUCGCUAAUCAUCAUUGGAGCAAAAAUCAUGCUGGAGUUGUGGCAAUUGAAAAUCGGUUGGGACAAAGCGGUUCCACUAAACCUUCGAUCACCGGCGCAGUGGAAGACCUUUGUAGCAAACCGCGUGGCUGAAAUCCAAGAAUUGUCCCAAAACGGAACAUGGAGAUACGUGAUGUCCAAGGAUAAUGCGGCGGAUAUUGUCUCAAGGGGUCUUGCUCCCAAACAAUUAUUAUACUCAAUGUGGUGGCAUGGCCCGGACUGGCUGACACAGACAAGAGAGAUGCACUUCGCUGCCGAACCACAACCGAUAAUGGAAAUCCCCGAGAGCAAGAGGAGCGCGCAAACCUUUGCCCUUACGAUGAAUCAAUUUAAAUUAUUUGACAGCGACCUAAAGAUAAGAGGAGUAAAAAUUAUAAACAUCCCUCUCCUACACUCAAAACCAAAACCAAAUCGGGCGGAGACGAGAAGAGAUGAGCCAAUAGCUGAUCAUCUCUACAAAAUAAUAAUUUCGCGAGUUCCCAGUAGACAAGCUCCAAAUUUGAUGGUUUUGAAAGGGCCCACCAAUCCAAGAAUGCCACCGCCUACACCUCAACCCUUCCCUUCGGAAAAUUGA
Messenger RNA from Monomorium pharaonis (pharaoh ant), 1578 nucleotides. RefSeq lists its product as uncharacterized. The coding region runs from base 1 to 1578 and encodes 525 amino acids. Lineage: Eukaryota; Metazoa; Arthropoda; Insecta; Hymenoptera; Formicidae. The transcript has 4 exons. The record is from RefSeq and is a predicted model, not a curated record.